CCACAAAUUCACAGCGACCACUAGCACAAGUGGCUGAAAAUCUGGGCCAUGAUUGAAGUGUUAUUAUUUUUUUGAACAGGAGAAAUGUAAAUGAACUAAAGAAACCUAAUAAAGUUAAAAAGCCCGAACAAAGUGUCAAUAUAUGGCAUUGCAGUACUCAGUAUUUUGCUGCUGGAGUCUCUUGGUGUGUAUGUUAUGUUGUGAUAUUGACCAUUUUGUACUUCUAGGUAAUUGGUGCGUGGGAUAAAGUAGUAAGCAAUAACCAUGAUGUCCACAUCCAGAGGGACUCAGUAGUGCAUCAUAAGUCACCAUCUCCUAUGGAAGUAGACAAAGGAGUGAUCAACAUUCUACGGCUGAAAAUCAACACACUCCUCUGUGUCGUCCACUACUUACCUUCUGCAAAUCCAUGCCCAUAAAUCAGCCAAAGCAGGGAUAAAGAAGAGCGCAAGAUCGACAGCAGUAAGAAGCAACCAUGGCUGAUGCAGAACCAUGGAAGACAGUCAAGAUACCCCCGAUCGUGCAGGAGCUGGCGACCGGCAUGCAGGAGCCACCGAGCCGGUAUGUGAUCGCUGAGCAGAACCGGCCCACCGCGGCUGGUUUUGAGAUGCCCGAUCCCAUACCCAUCAUCGAUCUCAGCCGACUGUCUGCCAACUGUGCUGAUGAGGUUGCCAAGCUGCGGUCCGCCUUGGAGAAGUGGGGUCUGUUCCUGGCUGUUGGCCAUGGAAUGGAGCAAAGUUUUCUUGGUGAGGUGAUGGGAGUGGCUAGGGAAUUCUUCAAGCUCCCACUGGAAGAGAAGCAGAAGUAUUCGAACUUGGUGAACGGCAAUGAAGUCAGGAUCGAAGGUUACGGGAACGACAUGGUCGUGUCAGAGAAGCAAAUCCUGGACUGGUGUGACCGCCUCUACAUCAUAGUGGAACCUGAGAAUCGAAGAAUCUACAGCUUGUGGCCAACACAGCCUCCAUCGUUCAGAGAUAUUCUGAGUGAGUACACAGUCAGGUGCCGUAAGAUCGCCAAUCUUUUCCUCCAGAACCUGGCCAAGCUACUAGAUUUACACGAGGACUACUUCGUCAACAUGUUCGACGAGAAUGCCUUGACAUACGCCAGGUUAAACUACUACCCUAACUGUCCGAAGCCGGACCACGUCUUCGGCAUGAAGCCCCACACCGAUGCCUCGGUGAUCACAAUCGUCUUCAUCGAUGAUAAUGUCAGCGGGCUCCAGCUUCAGAAAGAUGGCGUCUGGUACAACGUACCCAUUGUUCCGAAUACAUUACUCGUGAACGUGGGAGAUGUAAUGGAGAUAAUGAGCAAUGGAUUCUUCAAGAGCCCGAUUCACAGGGUUGUGACCAAUGUGGAGAAAGAGCGGCUAUCUUUGGUGAUGUUCUACACGAUGAACCCGGAGAAGGAGAUUGAGCCACUGUCAGAGCUGGUGGAUGAGAAAAGACCGAGGCGGUACAGGAAGACAACAACUAAUGACUACAUAGCAAAACUCUUCGAAACUUUUGCUAGGGGGACACUAGCUAUCGACACAGUGAAGAUCUGAACGUGGUUCUGAAGUGUAGAAGAUUAAUUGCGGUGUGGUGAUAUUUCUUCCAGCGAUAUGUACUAUUCUCGUGGAGUUGGUUUAUGCUUCGACCUUCUAAAAAUAAUGUGCUAUGAUGUAUCACCUAUAUAACCAUCUACAGACAACUUCAUAUCUGUUUGUUUAGUUCA
Molecule: messenger RNA, 1710 nt
Organism: Triticum aestivum (bread wheat)
Lineage: Eukaryota; Viridiplantae; Streptophyta; Magnoliopsida; Poales; Poaceae
Product: protein SRG1
Exons: 4
Coding region: 473-1540 (355 amino acids)
Source: RefSeq, a predicted model, not a curated record